Messenger RNA from Aspergillus melleus, 1953 nucleotides. RefSeq lists its product as uncharacterized. Bases 1 to 1953 code for a protein of 650 amino acids. The transcript has a single exon. NCBI's taxonomy places the organism in Eukaryota, Fungi, Ascomycota, Eurotiomycetes, Eurotiales, Aspergillaceae. The record is from RefSeq and is a predicted model, not a curated record.
AUGGCGGUCCCUUCUUCGUACGACGAGGUGAAGCUUCAUCUCCAACAGAUCCAGAAUGAUCCGACUACUCCUCUGGACCACACCCUACUUGACAAGCUAAAGUUGGAGCUGACAGAGACUACGGACCGCAAAGUCCCCGCCACCCUUCUCACUCAGAUAUCGCAGCUGUUGCCGGUCCUCCAGGAGGAUCCGACUCCCAUCACCACCCUGGGAAUCAAGGCUACGGCUUACUUUAGCUUCACCGAGCUCCGCUCCGUCGACCCUCCUAUUGACUUCGUCGCGGGAUUCAAAGCCCCGUCGCCACCUAUCAACUUACUGGCCCUUUCGUUGCUGAGUAAAGCGGGCAAGGUCCCCAGUGACGCCGCGAUUGUCGCCGGGGAUUCCGAAUUGGUUGCUUCUCUCGUCGACCUGUGGCUGUCGACCUCGUCAACGGCCGUCGCGCAAGCCGCCCUGGAUGCGAUAUGGGCUCUUUUGGAGAUCGAUCUAGCCAGUCCAUUGGAGAAUGGGAUCACUCAUGAAGGUGACGAGGCCGGAGGAGGACAGGGCCUCAUGUGGCGGAGACUGUUCACCGAUAAAGAAGUCUACGGUCGUCUGUUCUCGUUCUGCUGUUUGAGCGACAACGGUCCCGGCAGUCUGCCGAAACGCGAGAAGACAUUGGCCCAGGGCCGGCUGAUGGGCUUCCUGGUCAAAGCGGGUCGGCUGCGAUGGGACAUCAUCUCCAGCUCUCAGGUGCCGGAGGUUGAGGCCAAGUACAACAGUCAAAGUCUUUUGCAUUUUGCCGCCUGCCAGAUGGUCGAGCAGAAUGAUGUGCUGAUGCACAUGACGUUACUGAACUUCUUCUAUGAGCUCCUAGAGAUCGAUGCCCCCGGUUUGACGGCACGCACAUUCGUCCAGUCGGCAUCCACCUUUUCCUCUCCCGCUCUCGACUUCCUCAUUGCUCAUAACCUGCAUUCUACCCUCCUAAGCUACUAUUUGGAUGAAUCGAAACUCGACCCCGUGGACCUGAAUUACCUGUGCGGGCCGAUCAUGGCCUACGUGGCGCAGUAUGCUGAAUUGUACCCUAAUCAUUUCUUACAGAACCCUCAAAGCUUGCUGAACCAAAUCUUGUCUCGCAUUUCAGCAUCGGUGGCGAUCUCGUCGGCGCAGUGGGCGCAUGGGCCCGUACCGAGUGGACAGUUGAAUGUGCUGUCCUGUCUUCCUCGCGUGAUGCUAGUUGAGGCCAGCAGGCAAGGGUUGAACCCCGUACUUGCGCUACCCUCCAGUCCGGCCAACAAGGAGGCAUUAGAUGCAUUGAGCAAGAUCCUUCAUGGGCCUCCGAAACUGGACCUGGCCGAUUCCAUGGAGCUGAACACGUCCGGCCAAACCGCCACGGACUGGCACAAAGAAGCCGCCGCAGCGCGGGCCCUGUACUUUAUGUACUUGAACCAUCGUGCUAAUUUCUGGACGGACAUCGUAGCCGCGGCAGAUCUGUUGGCCAUGAAGGACGUUUCCCUCGCGGCAAUCUCGUUCAUGAAGAGCAUCAUCACCGCCAACUGGCAGGAAUUGUCCGGCGACGUGAUCUCGUCAGUCCCUGGAACGACCCGGUAUCAACUCCCAUCGGAGCAAGGCCUAGGCAAUCUCUCGCCCGCUACGCAAGGAGUUCUGCCUGCGACAGGUGUAUGGGCAGCACUGACACCGCCGGCACUGACCACACUGCUACCGUAUCUGUUCAAACCACCCCGCUCGUACGCCGAGUUCGUCGGCGGCGGAGCUGCAGAUCCGCAAAAUGUCGUGUGGAAGGUUGCUACCGCGAAAUAUGAGGUUCUGGUGGCUCUAUAUGAGGGACUCAAUGAUAUGAACGGAGAAGUGCCAGGGUUCGAGGACAUUGUGCGAACACUGAAGCAGCGAGUUAACGAAGGACCGUGGGGACCUGUCACACAAAACGGAAGUCGGGUGGAGACUGUUAAUUCGUGA